Messenger RNA from Lobosporangium transversale, 2079 nucleotides. RefSeq names its product phenylalanyl-tRNA synthetase beta chain. Lineage: Eukaryota; Fungi; Mortierellomycota; Mortierellomycetes; Mortierellales; Mortierellaceae. Bases 143 to 1951 code for a protein of 602 amino acids. The record is from RefSeq and is a predicted model, not a curated record. The transcript is spliced from 7 exons. Gene Ontology annotation, molecular function: RNA binding; magnesium ion binding; ATP binding. Gene Ontology annotation, cellular component: phenylalanine-tRNA ligase complex; cytoplasm. Gene Ontology annotation, biological process: phenylalanyl-tRNA aminoacylation.
AAUGAACAUUUGCAAAAGAUCCUGACUCCUGCGUGAAUCAUUGAUUUGGGGCAGUCAAAGAUAAACACAAGUCCCUUUUAAAGUAAAGCCUAGGAGGGGAAAUUCGUUUCUUGAACCCAAUCCUCUCCAUCUGUCAUCUGCCAUGCCAACCGUCAACGUCGACAAGGAGGAGCUCUACACCGCUCUCGGAAAAGAGUAUACUUUCGAUGAGUUCCUGGACCUCUGCUUCAACUUUGGUAUUGAACUCGAAGAGGAUACCUCUGCAAAAGAGAUGGCUAUCCGUGAGGUCGGUGCCCACAAAGUCGAUGACAGUGUAUCGGACAGGCCCAUUCUGAAAAUCGAUAUCCCUGCUAACCGUUAUGACUUGCUAUGCCACGAGGGCAUUUCACGGUCCUUGUUAGUCUUCCAAGGCAAGUCCAGACCUCCAGUCUACAAGCUUGUUGAUCCUCCUAACGGUCAGGCCCACCAAAAGCUGAUUGUCAAGAAAGAGACUGCACAAAUUAGACCUUUCGCUGUCUGUGCUGUUCUCAGGGAUAUCAAAUUCACAGAUCUCAACUACAAAAACUUCAUCGAUCUACAGGAUAAGCUUCACAUGAACAUCUGCAGGAAGCGUACACUGGUUUCAAUGGGAACCCAUGAUCUCGACACGAUCAAAGGUCCCUUCACUUAUGAAGCACUGGCACCCAAGGAUAUUCAAUUUGUGCCUCUGAAUCAAGAGAAGAGCAUGAAUGGCGAGGAAUUGAUGUCUUUCUAUGAAUCUGAUAAGCAUUUGGGCAAGUUCUUGCAUAUCAUCCGCGACUCGCCUGUUUACCCCAUUAUCUACGACUCAACCCGCCAGGUCUUGUCUUUGCCACCAAUCAUCAACAGCAACCACUCCAAGAUUACGCUUGAUACGAAGAAUGUCUUCAUUGAGGUCACAGCCACCGAUCUUACCAAGGCCAAGAUCGUCCUCAACACCAUUGUUGCUAUGUUCUCCGAGUAUUGCGCCCAGCCUUUCACUGUCGAGCCUGUUGAAGUGGUCUAUGAGGAUAACCGCCAGCCUCCUACUCUCACUCCCGAUCUUUCAUCUCGCACUACUUCUGCCAAGGUUGAUUACAUCAAUAGCUGCACAGGAUUGAAAUUGAGCCCUGAUGAUAUUUGUGAUUUGCUCAACAAAAUGUCCUUGGAAGCUACGCCUAGCAAGGAGGAUGAAAAUGAGAUUGUAGUCCAGGUUCCAGUGACGCGCUCAGAUAUUCUUCAUCAGUGCGACAUUAUGGAGGAUGUUGCAAUUGCCUAUGGCUUUAACAACUUGCCUCACUCUGCACCUUCAGUCAGCACUGUUGGAAAGCCCUUUCCACUUAAUAAGUUGGCAGAUAUUGCGCGUCUUGAAUUGGCAUUGGCUGGCUGGAGCGAGGUUAGCCCUUUGACGCUUUGCUCCCAUGAUGAGAAUUUUGCUUUCUUGCGACAGAAGGAUCCUGGUAAUAUCGCCGUGCGUUUGGCUCAUCCCAAGACAAUUGAAUAUCAGGUGGUGCGCACAUCACUCUUGCCUGGUGUGUUGAAGACAUUGAAAGAGAACAGGAAGCAUUCAUUGCCCAUCAAAGUCUUUGAAGUUGGCGAUACGGCUAUUAAGGAUGAUAGCAUGGAGCGUCGCUCACGUAACGUUCGUAAAGUCUGCGCUACUUACUCCAACACAACCAGCGGAUUGGAGCAGAUUCAUGGACUGCUUGAUCGUACUCUCCAGAUGUUGCAUGCUCAGCUCGUAGACAAGAACGGAACCGCCUCUGGUUAUUGGGUCCAAGAUUCUGACAACCCAACGUACUUCCCUUCAAGAUGUGCCGACAUCUAUCUCCGCCAGAAAGGAGAGACCAAAGUCAUUGGAACACUUGGUAUUCUCCAUCCUGAAGUCUUGGAGAAGUUCGGUUUCAACUUCCCAACCUCUGCUUUUGAGUUUGAGCUCGAGCAUUUCCUGUAAACUAUCAUAGAGGCAGCCUUGUAACAUCGAUCGAUGUAUAGAGUCUACCCACAGAGUGAAAGACAGAUUUAAAAUAAAGGAUUUAAAAAGAUAAAAAUAAAAAAUAAAAAGGCUAUUGGAUAUUCAAG